GUUUGAGGCAAGAAUCACAUGUUUCUAAAGUGAUUUCCAUUAUACUAUUUGACAUAAAUUUGUAUAGAGGUUAAUGCUGAAUAUUCCUAAAGUGUUAGAGGUCUUGGAAGGAGUAAAGAUUCAAGAGUGGCUGCUAGGCCUAUUGAAAGGUAGUUACUAUGACAUUGGAUACGUCAUGACAACAUGUAAACAUCUGUAGUUUUAAAACGGUACCGCGAUGACAAGUACGAAAAGUGCAGCAAAAGAAAUAGAUAAAAGUAUUAGUCCAAACAUUCUACAUUAUUACGUAAUCGACAGACGGAUCGGCCAAGGUGCUUAUGGUGUAGUUUGGAAAGCAUACAAGCGAAAUACUAAUCAACCUGUGGCUUUGAAGAAGAUAUUUGACGCUUUUCGAAACACAGAAGACGCCCAAAGAACCUUCAGAGAAGUCAGCUAUUUGAAAGCAUUCAAAGGUCAUCCUAACGUUAUACAGCUUCUGAACAUUCACAGGGCUGCCAAUAAUUCUGACUUAUAUCUGGUAUUUGAAUACAUGAAUAUCGAUCUUCAUAAUUACAUCACUUCAGGAAACAAACUGGACGAUAAUCAAGUAAGGUAUAUUAUAUAUCAAAUAUUGAAAGCACUAAAAUUCAUACAUUCAGGUAACGUAGUCCACAGAGACCUGAAACCUUCCAAUAUUCUCCUUAAUACGAACUGUGAGUGUAAAAUUGCUGAUUUCGGUCUAGCUAGAUCUCUAGGAGAAACCCGUCUCGGAACCAGAAAUCCGUUGACCGAUUAUGUUGCGACGAGGUGGUACAGGGCACCAGAAAUACUUCUAGGAUCGAAGAGGUACUCACAGUUGGUAGAUUUGUGGAGUCUUGGCUGUGUAUUGGCGGAGAUUGUAACUGAGAAGCCGAUGUUCCCUGGAGAUUCAACGACGAACCAGUUGGAACUUAUAAUAUCCACAGUAGCCCAAGACGAUAAGGAGGUGGAGGCUCUAAGCAGACUAGGGGUUGGCCGGCCGAGGAUCGUGAAGGGAGUUCCUCUGAAGGAACGCCUUCGGUCCUCCAGCUGCGAGUGCAUUGACCUGACCUCGAGGAUGCUGAGGUUGGACCCCGCUCAAAGGAUCAGUGCUCAGCAGGCCUUGAGGCAUCCCUUCGUCUCUAGCUUCAGGAGUAGGCGAGGAGAGCCAGUCCUUGGAAGAACUGUGCAAGCAGCCAUAUCCGAUAACAGUCGCCUCACCGUCCAGGACUACAGAACCGCUCUCUACAGUUAUGAUGAGCGAAAACCGAGGACUUUCCUUCCGUCGAACUUGCCUGCAGUAAAUAGAUAUUCAAAAAGUCGGAACAGUGUCUCCUUCAAUAAGAAACCUUUUUCUUCAGAACCAGAAAAUACCACUUACAAAGCUAGGAUUUAUGAAUCCACGAGAUAUCCACCAUUAUCGACUAAAACUUGUUUCAGAGGUAAUUUUCAAAGUAAAGUUAGCGUACGACAUUAAUGAGUCUUUUAAUACUAUUGUAUGAUACAAAUGUUCUACUAGCAUUUGUUAUAUGUCAAUAAAACCUUUGACUGAUUUGUUUUUAAU
Messenger RNA from Nezara viridula (southern green stink bug), 1561 nucleotides. The record is from the annotation of a GenBank genome assembly. NCBI's taxonomy places the organism in Eukaryota, Metazoa, Arthropoda, Insecta, Hemiptera, Pentatomidae.